GUGGACUUUCCGUUCCGAGUGACUGACUUAGAGCAUGCCAUCAUUAAUCUAAAGUCACAGUCCCCAAUCCUACUACUGGGUCGGAGUGGAACAGGCAAGACAACCUGCUGUCUGUACAGACUGUGGACCCAGUUCCUAUCCUACUGGACUAAAGCAACAGAGGCUGAGGCCCCGCUCCUUCCCAGGAGUUCGGUCAACAGGACAACGGAGGAGGACGGAGAUGAAGAGGAUGAAGAUGAUAAUGAAGAUGAGGAAGAGGAGGAUGACCCCUUAGAGGAACUCCUCGGAGCGACAGUCGGGGCAGAUGGCAAAGUAGUAGAGGAAAAUGGAGAAGAAGUGGAAGGACAGAUCUACGACCAUCUCCAUCAGAUCUUUAUCACAAAGAAUGCUGUGUUGUGUAAUGAGGUGCAAAAGAACUUUCGAGAGCUGAGCCAUGCCUGCGCCAUAGCAAAGAACCAAGUGGAGACGGAGGACCAGGUGUUGCCCCCACGUCUACAGGACAUUGGUGAUUACCACUUCCCUCUCUUCAUUACCUCCAAACAGCUGUUGCUGAUGCUGGACGCAUCUCUAGGACAACCCUAUUUUUUUGAGCGAGGAGAGGAUGGUGGACUGAAGGUUGAUGUUCAGGGCUGGACCGAUGGCGAGGGCUUGCUCAGCAUCCUUCCUCUCCUGGCCGAGGAAUCUGAUGACGAGGACGAUGAUGAAGGACAGUUCGAUGAUUUAGAGGAUGAUGAUGACAGACAACAAGCUGCUAAAAGCAAAGUGAAAGUUGACCCUCGAAGAGAGGUUACUUACGAUGUCUUCAGCGAGGAAAUCUGGCCAAAGAUUUGCAAGAAGUUUGGAGGAAAAUACCAUCCUUCACUGGUGUGGACAGAAAUCAUGUCCUUUAUCAAAGGGUCAUUUGAAGCCCUGUCAAAACCCUCUGGAAUUUUAGGGAAGGAAGAGUACUUCGAACUCGGGAAGAAGCGAGCUCCCAAUUUUACUGGCAGACGUACAGACAUGUACGAUCUCUUCAAGAAAUAUGACCAUUUCAAGAAGCAGAAAUUCCUGUUUGAUGAGACAGACUUGGUUCGGUCGGUGUACAACCGCCUAAAGCAGGAGACCGAUAUCUCUUGGGUAAUCCAUCAGGUGUUCGUAGAUGAAACCCAGGACUUUACACAAGCAGAGCUCUGUCUCCUCCUCCGAAUCUGUCAAGAUCCAAACCAGAUGUUCCUCACUGGUGACACAGCUCAGAGCAUCAUGCGUGGGAUAGCUUUCCGCUUCAAUGAUCUCAAGUCUAUUUUCUUCUAUGCUAAACAGUCACUACAGGCUCACGGCAAGGUAUCAAAUAUCGAAGUCCCAAAGCGAGUGCACCAGCUAACUCAUAAUUAUAGAUCUCAUGCAGGCAUUCUGUUUCUAGCCUCUAGUAUCCUUGACCUCAUGGUCCGUUUCUUCCCAGAGUCUUUUGACCGGCUACAGAAGGACCAGGGCCUGUUUAACGGUCCACGUCCAGUAUUGUUAGAGUCCUGUAGCUUCAGUGACCUUGCCAUGCUGUUGCGGGGCAGUCGACGCAAGACGUCGCACAUCGAGUUUGGGGCACACCAAGCAAUACUGGUUGUUGAUGAAGCAGCAAGGGAUAACAUCCCAGAGGAGUUACAGCUAGGACUUAUUCUGACCAUCUAUGAAGCCAAAGGACUUGAGUUUGAUGACAUUCUGCUCUACAACUUCUUCAAAGACUCGCAGGCAAACAAGGAAUGGAGGGUUGUCACAGAGUAUUUGGAAGAGCUGGCCAUCGGAACUAAAGGAGCAAAGGGAGACAACUCCCCAUCACACCAGGAAAGUCUUGUACAGAUUGACGCAGACGUACUACAGCAGACCAACCGACCUAGGGCCCUGAAGUUUGAUAACAGUCUACACAAAGUACUCAACUCCGAGCUUAAACACCUGUACACAGCGGUGACUCGUGCUCGCGUCAAUGUGUGGAUCUUUGACGAGGACCAGGACAAGCGGGCGCCCAUGUUUGAAUACUUCAAGGCUCGCAAGCUAGUCAAGAUCCUCAACAGCACAGAUGUAGAUGAAGAGAGCACAGAUACCAUUGGUGGUAUGUUUGCGGAGGAAUCCAGUCCAGAAGACUGGAUUAAACGAGGUGAAGACUUCAUGAAGCAUGCUUUGUACGAUGUUGCGGCGAAGUGCUUCAUUCGGGGAAGAGAUCAUAAGCUACAAAGAGUGGCUCUGGCUCAUCAGCAAGCAUUAAAGGCCUCCCGCACAAAGGACAGUCACCAGCGCAUGCGAGAUGAGUUUCUGUUCGCUGCGGAGAUGUUCCUAGACUGCUCUCUACCCUCACAGGCCGGCAAGUGUCUACAGAACGCUCGGGAGAGGGAGCUGGUUGCCCAUCUGUUUGAGAAGAUUGGCUUUCUUGAGAAAGCGGGGGAAACCUACCGGAAGAUAAAACGGCCAAUUGAAGGCAGUCGCUGUUAUGAACAGCUUGGACAUUUCAACCUGGCGAUCGACACGCUGUGUGAGAACGAGUACUAUGAUAUGGCUAUAGACACACUCUGGAGAUACAACAAACUGCUAGAGAGCCUGGGAUCUAAAGAUGAAGCUGUACCUGCUGUGUUAUUGGACCAUGCACCAGAUACACUGCGUACACGAGAACGUCUUAGUCACAUGGCUGCUGAGUUUCAUUACCGGAACGGUAACGAAGUUCGCAUGUUGGUGAACCUGGAGCGCCUGGAACACCUGAGUGACCGUAUAAACUUCCUCAAAAACAAGGGCUACUUUGACCAGGCAGGCACACUUCUCCAAAAGGAAGGUUGGUAUUCAAUUAUUAGCUCACAUGGCCCAAAGGGACAA
This is a messenger RNA of Mizuhopecten yessoensis (Yesso scallop), 2832 nucleotides long. RefSeq names its product TPR and ankyrin repeat-containing protein 1-like. The transcript is spliced from 8 exons. The annotation marks the transcript as partial. The record is from RefSeq and is a predicted model, not a curated record. Gene Ontology annotation, molecular function: ATP binding; protein binding. Lineage: Eukaryota; Metazoa; Mollusca; Bivalvia; Pectinida; Pectinidae.